Molecule: messenger RNA, 1194 nt
Organism: Strongyloides ratti
Lineage: Eukaryota; Metazoa; Nematoda; Chromadorea; Rhabditida; Strongyloididae
Product: Asator
Exons: 1
Coding region: 1-1194 (397 amino acids)
Biological process (GO): signal transduction; peptidyl-serine phosphorylation
Cellular component (GO): nucleus; cytoplasm
Molecular function (GO): ATP binding; protein serine/threonine kinase activity
Source: RefSeq, a predicted model, not a curated record
AUGACUGAUGCACAACCAAUUGAACCAUUAAAUGUUAAACCUGGAGAUACAAUACGCGAUAUCUAUAUUGUAAAUAAAAAAAUUGGAGAAGGUGCAUGUGGUACUGUAUUUCUUGUUUCUCAUAUAAAAGAUUCUAACGUUAAAGGAGCUAUGAAAUGUGAACCAUUUAUGAAGUCAAAAGAUGAUGAAAUAUUGAAAUUGGAAUUGUUUGUUCUAAAACAAAUGCAAAAAUCAAAACAUGCAUGUACAUUAAUGUGUUCAGGAAAAACAAAUAACUACAGUUUUAUUAUAAUGUCAUUGUUAGGAAUGGAACUUGGUGAUUUAAGAAGAAUAUUACCUGAAAAAAAAAUGUCAUUAAACACAGCAUUAAGAGUUGGUAUUCAAUGUUGUCAGGCAAUACAAGAUAUGCAUUCUAUAGGAUUCAUUCAUCGUGAUAUAAAACCGGCAAAUUUUGCUGUUGGAGCUACAAACAAAGAUACAGUAUAUGUGUUUGACUUUGGUUUAGCUAGACAAAUAAUUUAUUUUGAAAAAAAUGCCAAUGAGAAAUUAAGACAACCAAGAAAAAAGGUUACAUUUAGAGGAACAGUUCGAUAUUGUUCUGUAAAUGUUCAUCAAUAUAAAGAACAAGGAAGACAUGAUGAUUUAUGUGGACUUUUAUUUAUGUUAAUUGAAUUUUUAACAAAUACACUUCCAUGGAAAGGUUUAACUAAACGUGAAUCUGGUCAUCUUAAAGAGAUUGUUCCUGAAAAAAGACUUCUUCAUGGAUGCCCAAAGUCUUUUCAUGAACUUUAUGUUCUUUUUAAAAAAUAUACAUAUUUUGAUAAACCAGAUUAUAAUUUAAUUAGAGCAAAUUUUCUUAGAGAUUUAAAAGAAAUCAAAGGAAACGUUACAGAUCCAUGGGAUUGGGAUAAGUUACAGAAAAAAGAAAUAAAAAAUAAGGUAGUUAAAGCAAAAGAUGAAAUUGCUGAUGCUGAAGAAAAAGAAGAACAAGAUAAAAUUGGUGAUAUAGAUGAAUCUGUGGAAAGUAAAGAAAGUAAUAGUGAAGAUGUUCAAGCUGUACUUUGUGAUAAAGAAGAUACAUUAGAUAAUGUACAAGAAAUUGGAACAGUAGAUUCAAAACCAACUGCAAAACCAUCCAAUGAUGCAAGAAUGAAAACUAAAACAAAAAGUGGAGGAGAAGGAAAGAAAGCGUGA